UCACUGAUAUGUAGGCCAUUGGAGGCGCUCACUGUGAGAUAGGGAUUCUUAAUACAACCCGGCACAUUGUAAAUGCCCAACCUCUUUGCGCAUCCGUACGACGCCAUUUCGUGCACUCGCAUUACGAUAUCCUCUGAGCGAGCAGACACGGACUUUGUCAUCAAACAGUACUGCGUCGAAUUUUAAUCAUUUUUAGUCUUAAGCUCCUGACUGAGACAGGGUAUCGGGGCAAGCACCAGUACACCCUCAUCACCAUGACCAUUUACAUGCAGCUGGUUUGAACAGCCGGUCUAAUCAGGCAGACAGACGGCUCGACCUGAAUAACACACAGAAUGGACCGCUCGCCGACAGCCUGCAGCCCUAUGGCGAGUAACGUGACCAACAAGACUGACCCUCGCUCACUGAACUCACGUGUUUUCAUCGGCAACCUGAACACCAUGCUGGUGACCAAGGCCGAUGUGGAGGCUAUCUUCAGCAAGUAUGGCAAGAUUGUGGGCUGUUCCGUGCAUAAGGGCUAUGCCUUUGUCCAGUACGCCAAUGAGCGCAAUGCUCGUGCAGCAGUUUCGGGUGAGGAUGGUCGCAUGAUCGUUGGCCAGGUGCUAGACAUUAACCUGGCAGGUGAACCAAAACCUCACAGAUCGAAGACCAUCAAGCGCUCAGCCGGAGAUAUGUACAGCUCUUCAUUUGAUCUGGACUAUGACUUUCAGAGAGAUUAUUAUGACAGGGUGUACUCAUACCCAUCACGGGUUCCUCCUCCUCCUCCCCCGCUCUCCCGGGCUGUGAUCCCCUCGAAGCGGCCUCGGGUCAGUGUAAGUGGGGGCAGCCGGCGCACCAAGAGCAGCUUCUCCACCAAGAGCAGCAGCCAACGCACCUCCCGCACAAUGAGGGCUGAUGAUCUGCAAGCCAUUAAGAAAGAGCUGACUCAAAUCAAACACAAAGUGGACUACCUGCUGGAGAGCCUGGAGCGAAUGGAAAGAGAACACAGUAAGAAGUCAGAGAUAAAGAGCACUAAAGUGGAGGAGACAUCCCCCCAGCACCCCAGCGGGAAGAAGGAGCGAGAGAACUUGGAAAUUAAUGACUAUGAGGAAGAGGGGGACCUUCUGGAGGAGGAGGAGAUCAAGAGUCGUGGAAGGGAGGAAGAUGAAGAGGAAGAAGGGGAGCAAGAGGAAGGGGAAGAUGAUGGCGACAGUGCUAAUGGAGACCACUCUUAAACAAGAUUUCUUUGCCUCACACAAACACACAGACACAAACAGACUUUAUGUGGAAAGACAUGUGUGUCUAGAACUUUGCCACAUGUGGGAAUGCAUGCAUACAGUUAAAUCCAUGCUUCUCAUUUAAGUUACACAAGCUGGUACUAAAAUGAAAAACAGAAAUCCUGUUGGGAAUUUACAUUUCCUUAUCUGUUGCCCUUCCACAUGCACACAUGAACAUAACCUGACCUUCAUCUCCAGGGGCUUCGUAAACAGAGUUCUCAUUUUCUCUCCAUCUCACCACCACAAACUCCUUCUUUUACCAGUAUGUCGUGAUGAUUCUUGUUUCUAUAGUCCUCUUUUCCUUCACUUCUUUCUCCUAUUUUCUACUUCCUUCAACUGUGAUUUAAAGGCUGAAUGAAUAGAAUAAUUUAUUGUUGCACUGCCCACCCUCACCAGCUAGUAUCACUAAUUGUUUUGUUGUAAAGGUCAAUUGGAUUUGAUUAAAAAUAUUUUACAGGUUGAGUAAGAGGGAGUUGCAGAUCAGUAAUCAAAAGACCUCAUGUAAAGGAGUUUAGCUUGUACAGUAUAUAUUUUAAUUUUUUUCUGUCUUGGUUUGUUGUGACAAGUACAGUAAUAGGAGCACUCAGUUUCAGAGAAAUGUAAUUCGUGUUUGUUGCUCUUUGUUUCUACUUUUUCCAUUUUACUUUCGGUCUGUGUAAUAAAUUUCAAUAAAAUUCUACAUGUU
Molecule: messenger RNA, 1938 nt
Organism: Electrophorus electricus (electric eel)
Lineage: Eukaryota; Metazoa; Chordata; Actinopteri; Gymnotiformes; Gymnotidae
Source: RefSeq, a predicted model, not a curated record